Messenger RNA from Lotus japonicus, 1416 nucleotides. RefSeq names its product arginase 1, mitochondrial. The record is from RefSeq and is a predicted model, not a curated record. Lineage: Eukaryota; Viridiplantae; Streptophyta; Magnoliopsida; Fabales; Fabaceae. Bases 198 to 1214 code for a protein of 338 amino acids. The transcript has 7 exons. Gene Ontology annotation, molecular function: metal ion binding; agmatinase activity.
UAUUCCACUUGUAGUAAUCACUCACACAUACACAUGAUGGGAGGUUACGUUGGAAACCAGACACUAGCGAGAUGAGAUGAUGAGCCCUAUAUAAAUAGCUCCAUUUCUCCAAUCUCCCCAACUCUCUCUCUCUCUCUCUCUCUCUCUCUCUCUGUAACAGGGUUCCUCUGUUCUGUUCUCUACCAAGUUUCUCAGAAAUGUCGAUCAUAGCGCGCAGAGGCAUCCAUUACAUGCAUAAGCUGAAUGCACCAAAUGUAUCUUCUGCUAUGCUAGAGAAAGGCCAAAACCGUGUGAUUGAUGCUUCGCUUACUCUUAUAAGAGAAAGGGCAAAGCUUAAGGGUGAACUCGUGCGUGCUUUGGGAGGUGCUGCGGCUACUUCAUCUCUUCUGGGAGUUCCAUUGGGACAUAAUUCUUCAUUCCUUCAAGGGCCUGCAUUUGCACCUCCUCGCAUUAGGGAGGCCAUUUGGUGUGGUAGCACAAACUCAACAACUGAAGAAGGCAAAGAUUUACAUGAUGCACGGGUGCUAACUGAUGUUGGUGAUGUCCCUAUCCAAGAAAUUCGAGAUUGUGGGGUAGAUGAUCACAGAUUGAUGAAUGUCAUUGGUGAAGCUGUCAAGAUUGUGAUGGAGGAGGAUCCACUGCGUCCCUUAGUUUUAGGUGGUGACCACUCAAUAUCAUUUCCAGUUAUUAGAGCUGUCUCUGAGAAGCUUGGAGGACCAGUUGAUGUUCUUCAUCUCGAUGCACAUCCAGAUAACUAUGAUGCCUUCGAAGGAAACAUUUAUUCACAUGCUUCUUCUUUUGCUCGAGUCAUGGAGGGUGACUAUGUUCGGCGACUCUUGCAGGUUGGUAUUAGAUCAAUAACAACUGAAGGGCGUGAACAAGCCAAAAAAUUCGGGGUAGAGCAAUAUGAAAUGCGCACAUUUUCAAGAGAUCGUCACUUUUUAGAGAACCUGAAACUAGGGGAAGGUGUUAAAGGUGUGUAUAUCUCCAUAGAUGUGGAUUGCCUUGAUCCUGCCUUUGCUCCUGGAGUGUCUCACAUAGAACCUGGAGGUCUUUCUUUCCGUGAUGUUCUCAACAUCCUGCACAAUCUUCAAGGCGAUGUUGUUGCCGGAGACGUCGUUGAAUUCAACCCACAGCGUGAUACUGUUGAUGGAAUGACUGCCAUGGUGGCUGCUAAGCUGGUGAGAGAAAUGACUGCAAAGAUUUCCAAAUGAUACAUGUCCUGCCUCCGGAUAUUUAUUUUCAUGCACCCCCCAUUCCCUAUUUAGACCUGGAAGGAUAGCUUUUGACUUUUAUUAGGUUUUACUUGAAACAUUCAUAAAAUAGUUUGGUUAUGUUUGGUUUUCGGUUAGAAACCCUAGAAGAAAUUCUAGCACAAUAAGCUCCAUUCUGGAUGAAAAUAAAAUAGUUUGGUUA